This is a messenger RNA of Cryptococcus amylolentus CBS 6039, 891 nucleotides long. RefSeq lists its product as hypothetical. The record is from RefSeq and is a predicted model, not a curated record. NCBI's taxonomy places the organism in Eukaryota, Fungi, Basidiomycota, Tremellomycetes, Tremellales, Cryptococcaceae. The coding region runs from base 1 to 891 and encodes 296 amino acids. The transcript has a single exon.
AUGUCCCUCUCCACCCCCUCCCCAACUCAAACCCACCUCCUCUCCCUCCCGCCCUCCCUCCAGCCCCUCUCCCCACCACACGCAGCCCUCCACCUCGCCCGCUUGCGUCUCUUGCUCUCCAUCCCCGCCGGUUCUUCCUUUGAUCCGGGGGAAUUACAGUUGCCGGUGGAAGUCAAGAAUAUGGGUGUGGGGCGGGGUGUUGUGGGGGGAUGGUGUCAUAUGUGCGGGGGAUUGAGGAAGGGGCAGGGCGGGGCGGCUAAGAAGGAGAAGCCGCAAGGAAAAGAGAAGGGUGAGGGGAAGAGUAAAGCGCAAGAGAUAAGAGAGAGAGUUCGAAAGCGGGCAAGGUCUGCUUCGCCUCCCUUGACGGAGGAAGAACAAGAAGCCCAGCGAUACGCCCGGUCCCUACAAAUAGCCUCUGCCUCGACAUCUAUCAAAGCCCGGCGGCAGCCUGCGGAAUGUACCACCUGCGGCGCGCCUUAUGUCCGGCCAAAGCCGUGUCAGAAGACGGUGGAAGAGUUUGGGAGUGCGAGGAGGACUAGGAGAAAAGUAAAGGAGAGGGAGAGGGAGAAGGAGGAGGAGGGGAAGAGGGAGGAGAAAGGGGAGGAGAUGGAUGUAGAUGUGGUGGAAGGGCCGCCACCACCGCUUCUCACUCAGAGACCUUUUUUUCACAUCCCUACUUCCUCGCCAAACCUUCCCACGUAUCCACCUCCACUACCAUUCAAACCUCCUGCCCCGCCACCCUCCCACUCAUCGUCUGCCUCUCCACCGCCCAUGACAGGGGCAGCGGAUAAGAAGAAGAAGAAACCAAAGAAGAGCGGGUUGUCAAAGUUGCUGGCGGAGAACAAGGAGAGGAAUGAGGCGCAAAAGGGGGCGAGCAUGUGGGGGUUCUAG